UUUCUCCGAAUCUCUUUUAUGGGAAACCUUAAAGCAAUCAAUUGAUAAAACAUCAGCGGUUUUUCGGACUUGGGCACAAAAGAUUGGUCUUGUUUUACUUUUGCGGAUGAUUUUCCGGGUAUUCUCUAGAACUUCUUCUACGUACCACCAUAACAUUCGUCUUCUGAGUUCAUCAUCAACCAAAAGCAAAAGCAAGAUCUUGUGGGACCCAACUGUGUCACUCGACCUCAAUCACCAAACUCUCGUUUUGCUCGAGAAAUGCAGUUCCAGAAAUCAUUUCAAACAGAUUCUGGCCCUGAUGAUGAGACUUGGGCUCACUGGGCAGACAUUUCCAAUGAGCAGGCUUCUCUUUUUCUCAGCAAUCUCACAUCGCGACAACUUAGACAUGGCGAUCCUCCUUUUCAAUCAUUAUACCCCUUAUCCCAAUCUAUAUAUCUAUAACACCAUGAUUUCAGCCUUGUCUUUUUCCAAAAGAAGAUCGUUUUCUUUGUACAAUUCCAUGCUGAAUUCUGGUAUAUGCCCAGAUAAACACACCCUCCUUUACCUACUUCAAGCCUCACAAUAUGUCUCAGAAGUGAAGCAAAUACAUGGGCAUGCCAUUGUGACAGGUUUUUUCUCAUAUGGGUACUUGAAAAAUUCACUCAUCAAAAUGUACUUGGGAAAAGGGUCAAGAAGACUUGCUCACCAGGUGUUCUGCGAAAUGUCAACACCGGAUGUCGUCUCGUUUAAUAUCAUGAUUGUUGGUCAUGCCAAGGAGGGGCUUUGCUCUGAGGCCAUCAAACUGUUUCAUGAAAUGACGGGAUUCGGUCUUAAAGCGGAUGAGUUUACGAUGUUAGGACUUUUAGUGUGUUGUGGAGUAUUAAGAGAUGUGAAACUGGGGAAGUCUGUUCAUGCAUGGACGGAGAGGAGGAAGAUUAGUAGUUCUGUUCAUGCAUGGACAGAGAGGAGGAUGAUUAGUAGUUCUUCUUUAAACUUGAUCUUGGGUAAUGCUCUUCUUGACAUGUAUGUGAAGUGCAAAGAACUUGAUACGGCCUUGAGGGUUUUUAAUUCGUUAUUGGAGAAGGAUAUUUUUUCAUGGAACACAAUCAUUGCAGGGUGUGCCAAGGCUGGGGAAAUGGAACUUGGUUUAUCAUUUUUCAAUGAAAUGCCUAGGAAAGAUCUUGUUUCAUGGAACUCAUUUAUUGCUGGCUUUUCUGAGAAGGGUGAUUAUAAGAUGGUUAUGAGUCUGUUUAAUGCCAUGGUCGCGGAGAAUGUUAGGCCCGAUAACAUCACGAUGAUAUGUUUGGUCUCUGCUGUUGCCGAAAUUGGAGCGCUGGACCAAGGGAAGUGUAUACAUGGCUUGAUUCUUAAAAUGCAAAUGAAAGUGGACGCAUUUUUGGGUUCAGCGUUAAUAGACAUGUACUGCAAGUGUGGCAGUGUUGAAAGUGCUUUCUUGGUUUUCCAACAACCAACGAAGAAGGAUGUCACCGUAUGGACAACAAUGAUCAUGGGAUACGCGUUACAUGGUUAUGGCAACAAAGCCCUGGAUCUGUUUUUCGAGAUGCAGAGAUUUGUAAUGCCCAAUGAUGUUACUUUUGUUGCUGUUCUCACAGCUUGUUCUCAUUGUGGUUUUGUGGAUGAAGGGCUUAAUCUAUUUUACGGCAUGAAAGAAAAAUUCAGUAUUGAACCAGGAGUUGAGCACUAUGGCUGUUUGGUGGAUCUUUUGGGUCGAUCGGGUAGGUUGGCGGAGGCCAAAGACGUGAUUGAGAAGAUGCCAAUAGAACCGAGUCGAUCCAUCUGGGGAGCAAUGCUUAGUGCUUGUAGAGCACAUGGAAACAUGGAACUUGCGGAGAUAGCGUCAAAAAAGCUGCUCAAGCUAGAGCCUGAGAAAGAAGGUGGAUAUGUCUUGUUAUCCAAUAUAUACGCUUCCUGUGAGAAGUGGAAGCAAUCAGAUAUGACUAGGGAAGUCAUGGACUGCAAGGGAGUGAAGAAGACUGCGGGUUGCAGUAGUGUCAUCGUCGAUGGACUUGUUCAUAAUUUUACGGCUGCAGAUUCGCGUCAUCCAAGAUGGCUAGACAUCUUUUCUGUUCUCCAUUGUCUAAAUGGUGAAGUGAAGCUGGAUAAUGAUUUCCCGUUAGACAUGCCAAUAUUCAUGGACCCUUGUUGACUCCUUUUGAACCUUGAAUGGACCAGCAACUGUUACCUACUGCUGCUACCGGUGGGUUCUGUCCCAAGUGAGGAGAGCCAAUAGUGCCAGGAAAUCAAGUUUCGAAAAGGAAUUGCUAGCUUUGUCGAAGAUCAU
Molecule: messenger RNA, 2281 nt
Organism: Morus notabilis
Lineage: Eukaryota; Viridiplantae; Streptophyta; Magnoliopsida; Rosales; Moraceae
Product: pentatricopeptide repeat-containing protein At3g04750, mitochondrial
Exons: 1
Coding region: 107-2146 (679 amino acids)
Biological process (GO): RNA modification
Molecular function (GO): RNA binding; protein binding
Source: RefSeq, a predicted model, not a curated record